UGUGACUUUAGUUUCAGAGUUUUAAAAGGAGAAGUUUAAUAUAUUUUUCCACACCAGUGAAAAUUUUGCCCUUAUUUAAUGGAAACCAAACAGAAAGUUCUAAUAGUUGGCGACGUAAAUGGGAAGCUGAAAUCGUUCUUCGCGCGCAUCGAAAGCGUAAACAAAAAGACCGGUCCGUUCGAUUUGGUGCUUUGUGUCGGCGAUUUCUUUGGACCAUCGCCGGAGGUGGCCGAACUUGCAGGUUAUAAAAGCAACCAAAAGAAAGUUCCGGUCCCGAUUUACAUUCUUGGUCCGAACGACGAAGCAACGGCAAAAUUUUACGCGGACACACAGGAUGGUGAUAUUUGCGAGAACCUAAGCUAUCUAGGCAAAAGGGGAAUUUAUUGCACUUCGAAUGGUCUAAAAAUUGCGUACGUCAGUGGAGUGGAAGCGGAGGGUGGUUCCGGCAGAUCCAUUCCCGAGUGGAAGUUCACCAAGGAGGAUGUUCAAGCUGUGAGAGAUUCUUGCUUCGCAAGUAAGUCCAACAUGGGUGACUAUAGAGGCGUGGAUGUAUUGGUUACUUCACAAUGGCCUGCGGGCAUUCGAGACGAUGUGAAACAAGGUUCCAAGCAGAUUGCUUGGCUAGCCAACACAAUUAAGCCGCGAUAUCACAUUUGCGGAUUAAAUGGAGAAUAUUAUGAGCCUGCUCCUUACAGAAGCAAACCUGAUAAAAACACCCAAAUGGAGUUGGCUACACGCUUUAUUGCGCUGGCUGAUUUCGCUAAUCAAAACAAAAGAAAACAUAUCUAUGCUUUAGUUUUGACACCGGUGGAUAAGAUGCGUAUUCUUGAGCUGAUUCAAAAGACCACGGAUGAAACAGUUUCCCCUUAUGCUAACAUGAGUUUUCAAGACGAAGGACGGAACUCUGGGCGUGAAAGGCACGGAGAUCAGUAUUUCUACGACAUGAAUACCUAUGAUGACUCUCGUGGCAACAAAAGACGGAGCCAAGGGAACAAUCGCAUAAGCGGUAAUCAAGAUCCGAAGCGGCAGAGACCAAACUUUGACCAGGAGAAGUGCUGGUUUUGUCUGUCGUCCGAUUCGAUCGAAAAGCACCUUAUCAUCUCGGUGGGAGAUCACUUUUAUCUAGCAUUGGCUAAGGGACCGAUCAAUGAUACUCACAUUUUGAUAUUGCCCAUAACGCAUAUACAAAAUGCUUCGCUGUUAUCGGCCGAUCAGUGGGCUGAACUGAACAAAUUCAAAGCCGCUUUGGCUCAGUUUUUCAAAGAUCGCGAAGAACAGAUCUUUCUAUUUGAGCGCAACUACAAAUCUUCUCACCUGCAGAUCAAUGCGAUUGGGAUCGAUAACAACGUAGCUUGGAAAAUCAAACACGUACUUGAGGAUAAAUCGGAGGAACACGGCAUUGCACUGGAAACGACCGCGCAGGCAAAAUCUCCGGCAGAGCUGCCACAGAAAACGCCGUACUUCGUAGCGGAACUGCCGGAUGGUACGAUGAUGUACACCAAGCAGAUGAAACAGUUCCCGCUGCGCUUCGGUCGUGAGAUUAUUUGUGCGGAUAAUUUGCUCAACUGCGAGGAAAAGAUCGACUGGCGACAGGGCACCGAUGAUAAAGCGACCGAGGAAACGAUGGUGCAGAGUUUUCGUGAAAGCUUUAAACCGUACGAUUUUACCGUUUGACCGGACGAUGAUGCUUUAGAAGCUGACGGAGACAUUCAGUAAAGUGUAAUUCGAAAUUCACUAUAAACUGUAAAAAUGUAUA
This is a messenger RNA of Sabethes cyaneus, 1756 nucleotides long. RefSeq names its product CWF19-like protein 1 homolog. The coding region runs from base 79 to 1674 and encodes 531 amino acids. Gene Ontology annotation, cellular component: post-mRNA release spliceosomal complex. The transcript is spliced from 4 exons. Gene Ontology annotation, biological process: mRNA splicing, via spliceosome. Lineage: Eukaryota; Metazoa; Arthropoda; Insecta; Diptera; Culicidae. Gene Ontology annotation, molecular function: hydrolase activity; RNA lariat debranching enzyme activator activity. The record is from RefSeq and is a predicted model, not a curated record.